Messenger RNA from Ctenocephalides felis (cat flea), 1552 nucleotides. RefSeq names its product glutamate-gated chloride channel (gene pHCl-1). Lineage: Eukaryota; Metazoa; Arthropoda; Insecta; Siphonaptera; Pulicidae. Gene Ontology annotation, molecular function: transmembrane signaling receptor activity; extracellular ligand-gated monoatomic ion channel activity; neurotransmitter receptor activity. Bases 93 to 1535 code for a protein of 480 amino acids. The record is from RefSeq and is a predicted model, not a curated record. Gene Ontology annotation, biological process: regulation of membrane potential; signal transduction; nervous system process. Gene Ontology annotation, cellular component: synapse; neuron projection; membrane. The transcript has 14 exons.
CUAAAAAAAGUAAACCCAGGAAAAGACGGUGGCCGAGUGUUCAAGCCGCGACACGCGACCGCGUUCUGGCUUUACGGAGAAGAUGUCCUAAUAUGGGUGGUUCUAGUGCAUGGGAGUGCGUAGUUUUGCUCUCAGUCCUCGUCUGUCGAGUUUCUGGACUUGCCUCGGAUAUAUUUGAAGAAGGCAAAUCAGACAAAGAGAUUCUUGACAACUUGUUGAAGAAUUCAAGAUAUGACAAGAGGCUUCUCCCGCCAGUUCAAGAUGCUGAUUUCUGUUGCGGCCUACAGUCCCCAGACGGCGUGCCCGGACUUAGGGAGUCGGAGGCAACCAAUGUGCCGCGAACGCAGCACCGCGGCACUCUCACAGUCAAUGUCAGCGUGUUAUUGUUGAGUCUAGCUUCGCCAGACGAGUCAAGUUUGAAAUACGAAGUAGAAUUUCUCCUGCAGCAGCAAUGGUUCGAUCCGCGGUUGCGAUACUCGAACCAAAGUCAAUACGAGUACCUGAACGCGAUUCACCACCACGAAGACAUUUGGCUGCCGGACACCUAUUUCAUCAUGCACGGAGACUUCAAAGAUCCUAUCAUACCCAUGCACUUCGCGCUACGCAUCUACAGGAACGGGACCAUCAAUUACCUCAUGAGACGUCACUUAAUUCUUUCGUGUCAAGGACGUCUAAAUAUAUUCCCUUUCGAUGACCCUUUAUGUUCAUUCGCGUUAGAAAGCAUAUCAUACGAGCAAUCUGCCAUAACGUACGUGUGGAAAAAUGACGAAGACACAUUGCGGAAGUCCCCAUCGCUCACAACGCUCAAUGCAUAUUUGAUCACGAACGCUACCAUCACGUGCCCAAUAAAAGCCAGUUGGCGAGGCAACUACAGUUGCCUCAAGGUCGACUUGCGUUUCACGAGGGACCGAUCAUUUUAUUUUACGACGGUUUUUAUACCAGGAAUCAUUCUGGUUACUUCUUCGUUCAUAACAUUCUGGUUGGAAUGGAAUGCUGUGCCUGCACGCGUUAUGAUAGGCGUAACAACAAUGUUGAAUUUCUUCACAACUUCGAACGGCUUCCGAAGCACACUGCCAGUGGUGAGCAACCUAACCGCAAUGAACGUCUGGGAUGGGGUUUGCAUGUGUUUCAUUUACGCUUCUCUGCUGGAGUUCGUCUGCGUCAACUAUGUCGGAAGAAAAAGGCCAUUACAUAAUGUGGUCUAUAGACCAGGAGAAAACCCAGUGACUCAGCGUCUGCCAGCUGUUCUCAGCCGGAUAGGCAUUAUCUUGGCCAGCCCCUUGCCGAGGCGGGAUGUGUCAGGUCCGAACGAGAUAGUAGCCUGUACGAAUUGCGGUGGUGGCAGCGGUAGUCCUUGUACCCAUACGGCCAACAACGGAUGCGCCACUGAAACUGGGUUCGUGCAGGUGCGCAAAAAAGAGCCGCCUCAUCCGAUCCGAGUUGCGAAGACAAUAGACGUUAUAGCGAGGAUCACUUUCCCGACUGCGUACGCGAUAUUUUUAAUUUUCUUCUUCAUCCACUACAAAGGAUUAUAAGACAGGUUGAAUGUACG